GAUUAACUUCACACUGCCGGCGCCGUUUCAGAGAGAACCUUCCGAUGGUGGAACAAUGCUUUUGACGGAAGUGACGGUUGCCGAUGGAAACCAGGGACUUCACGGUAGCGUUUCAAUCGGCGACGAAAGCUUCAUAUCUGACGAUCGACUAGUGUUUCAAUCGGGGAAAUUUCUUGAUUGGUGAGUUGAGAUUUGUUUUAUUCGGCCUAUCUCUCAUAUUCAUAUUCUAAACAGGAUACAUGAUAGAUGGUUCCACUUUAUUGGUGGGUUAUUAGUAGAUUAUACCUUUUUUUCAGUUGAAUAAUUAAACAGGUAUGACUCCUUUAUUGAUGGUUGUCCGUGAAUUGGUUCUUGUUGAAAGACAACAAAGGCGGAAUUGGCGAUGGAACACAGAUACUAAGGUGCUCCGUUGGGUCGGGUCACGGUGCUCCAUGGGCCUCAGCUGGGUCAUAGCCCGUGCUUAUGCAUCUUCUUCGGUAUCAAUGGCAAGCGAAGUUCAAAUUUCCCUUGAAAUUGGACAAGACCCAUCAAAUUCUUCUGAAUUUGAAUCAAAAUUGAAGUUCUUGAGAAGCAAACUGGACCCUGAUAGGGUAACUCGGGUUCUGGAUGCAACACGUGACGUAGAUUCUUCGCUGAAGUUAUUCAAAUGGGCUUCCUUGCAGAAAAGCUUUCAGCACAAUUGUAGCUCAUAUUGCAGUUUAAUAGCUAAACUGGGAAUGAAGGGGAAUGUUACAGAGAUGGAAGGUUUUUGUAAUGAGAUGGUCAAGGCGGGAUAUCCUGGUGUUGAAGAAGCUCUCUUGGGAUUGAUCACUUUGUUUCUUGAUCAUGGUAAGCUUAGUGAAGCUUUACGUGUCCUUGCAUCAUUGAUUUCUGGUAGAUUUAAGCCUUCAAUUGGCGUAUUUAAUGAUUUAUUGGCCGCAUUAGUGGAAGGAAAGAAAGAUUUUAGCUAUGUUGUGUUUGUUUAUAAAGAAAUGGUGAAAGCUAGUGUUGUUCCGGACAUUAACACAUUAAAUUAUUUACUGGAGGCUCUUUUUAUGGCUGAUAGAGUUGAUGUUGCUUUAGAUCAGUACAGAAGAAUGAGCAAUAAAGGAUGCAGUCCUAACAGUAAGACAUUUGAGGUACUUAUAGAAGGUCUUCUUGACAGAGACAGAAUUGAUGACAUACUUGUUGUUCUCGACGAGAUGUCUGAGAUAGGAGAUCAACCGAGUUUGAGUUUCUAUACUAGUUUAAUUCCUGCCUUUUGCAAUUUUAAUAAGCCUGACUUGGGAAUUAGGCUGUUUGAAAUGAUGAGAACUUCUGAACAUGAACCGGAUUCUCAGCUAUACGGAGUGCUGAUCAAAUGUCUAUGCAAAAACCUUCGCGUUCAUGAUGGCAUAAGCCUCUUUGAGGAGAUGUCACGGAAUAGUUUAGCACCAUCUGAUGAUAUGUUAGUUGAUAUCGUAAAUGGGUUAUGUAAAUUAGGCAAAUAUCAAGAAGCUACACAAUUUAUCGAAACAAAUCAUGUUGUUACUAGUAGUCCUUAUAAUGCCCUAGUUCAAAAUUAUUGCAAGACGGCAAAUUUUUCAGAAGCAAAUAAAUUAUUUGGGGAUAUGCUGGAAAGAAACAUAGUUGAUCUUGUUAGUUGGAAUAUUCUCAUCAGAUGGCUCUGUGAAAACACGAGGUUUGAUAAAGCUCUGCAAUUUCUUAGUAAAAUGAUAGUUUUGUCAUUUGUGCCUGACCUAUCUAUUUACUCUUCCCUUAUUUUUGGAAAAUGUAAACUGACUGAUAGUAUAGGUGCUCUAGAGCUUUUCCAUGCAGUCUGUGUCAAAGGUUGGGUUUUGGAUUCGAACUGCUAUGCAGAGCUGGUUGAUUGCCUUUGCUAUACUGAAAUGAUUCAAGAAGCUGUUGAGAUUUUCAAGUAUAUGUCGAAUACUAGGUGCAAUCUACAGUCAUCGUCUUUUGAUAAGUUGAUUGCCAAACUUUGUGAAUCCGGGAGUGUUCUUACAGCAGUUAGGAUCCUAAUAACUGCCUACGAUAGCAGAACAUUCUGUUCAAAUAGAGCUUAUAAUUAUAUAAUACUUGGUUUGUUGAAAUCCAAGAAGGCGAAUGAUGUCUUCAUCUUAAUGUCGAGAAUGUUGAUACUUGGUUGCUCUUUCGACGAGGAAAUAUAUUGUGUACUUGUGAAGAGCACAAUUGAGCUUCACCGAGCUAAGGACAGUGCGUUGCUUUUCAGUUCAAUGGUUAGAGAGGGUUUCUUGCCUGAUUAUGAUAUUCUAACGAAAGUGCUAUUAUUUUUGGGGAAACACUCUAUAUUGACUAUGAUUUUGCCCACGAUAAAUAAGCUUGUAUCGUUUGAAGGCAUUCUCAGUCCGGCGAUGUACAACAUUAUGAUUAAUGGUCUGUGGAGAGAGGGGUCCAAAAGCGAUGCCUCGUUUCUGUUGGAUGUAAUGCUAGAGAAAGGAUGGGUCCCAGAUGCUGCUACACAUUCGUUAUUGAUGGGAUCUGUUGCUAGAAUGGAAGAUGGUGUAGAUCGAACUAGGAUUGAUGAGGACGGUAAUGAGCAAGAUAGUAUUAGUAGUAUACUUGCUGAGGCAUUGGGCGACGCUUCAUAACACUAUCUAAACUUGUUUUGACAAAUGAUUGGAAUUGAAGCACUCGUACUGUUUGAGGCUCGUUAGGGAUGUUUUCCUUGUUGGGG
Impatiens glandulifera is the source of this 2677-nucleotide messenger RNA. Its product is annotated as pentatricopeptide repeat-containing protein At1g62910-like. Lineage: Eukaryota; Viridiplantae; Streptophyta; Magnoliopsida; Ericales; Balsaminaceae. The transcript has 2 exons. The record is from RefSeq and is a predicted model, not a curated record. Gene Ontology annotation, molecular function: protein binding. The coding region runs from base 315 to 2591 and encodes 758 amino acids.